Molecule: messenger RNA, 5039 nt
Organism: Pieris napi
Lineage: Eukaryota; Metazoa; Arthropoda; Insecta; Lepidoptera; Pieridae
Gene: FBXO11
Product: F-box only protein 11
Exons: 15
Coding region: 309-3074 (921 amino acids)
Biological process (GO): ubiquitin-dependent protein catabolic process; protein ubiquitination; regulation of apoptotic process
Molecular function (GO): protein binding; zinc ion binding
Source: RefSeq, a predicted model, not a curated record
UUCAUUCAUCGACGGCCAUGUUUUUCUUCAGAGAGUCGCCCUUUGCUAUUUAGGGAAGUGUUAAUUUUGGUCGUAAAAUAGUGAAUAAUGUUUUUUAUGAGUUAACAGUUAUAUAUUUUUCAUCAGUGUUAAGUGUAAUAUUCAUUAAUUAAUAAAAGUCUUGCCAAUCUUUGACUGAUGUGGAGGUAUCUUAGUUUCCUGUUUCGGUACCCCAAUCUAUUCUAAACAGAAAAUGGCCGACGGUGUUGGUGCGGUUGUCUCCUUUGUUUAGGCUGAAUUUCUAGUGAAUAUUAAGUGUUAAAGAAAUAAUGCCUAGUGCCUCGUUUUCAUCUUCGCGUUCUUACGUACGUAGAUCGCGAAGAAAAGGUGGACAUAGAAUACCAUUGCCAUCCAGGACACAAUCGAGUGAGCCAUGUGAAUCGGUACCUUGCCCAAAUAACGUGACGGGUAGCGCUAUGGCGGCGACAGCUUGCGCAGGGCCAAGCGGCAGUGGCGGUGGCGGGUCUCCGCCGGUGCCUGCCGCAGCCCCAGCCACCACGGCCGGCCAUCACAGCCCAUAUGACCUACGACGGAAGUCACCGCCGGCGUACCACGAGCCGGGCCCUUCUGGAACCUGCUCUUUACCCGCUAGAAAAAGACCGAGAACAUCGCUGUCACAAGGCGUGGAUGUUUGCAACGUGUCGCAGUACCUGCAGUAUGAACUUCCGGACGAAGUAUUACUUUGUAUACUAUCACAUCUCACCGAGCGCGACUUGUGCCGCGUCGCGCAGGUCUGCAAGCGGUUCAAUACGAUCGCUAACGACACCGAACUAUGGAAAAGCCUGUACCAGUCGGUGUUCGAAUUUGACACUCCAUUACUGCACCCUGCGCCUUGCCAAUUUGAAUUUGUGGCGCCCGACGAUUGUGAGGCUGACAAUCCGUGGAAAGAAAGCUUUCGUCAACUGUACUAUGGAAUACACGUGCGACCGAAUUACCGCCCCAAGAAAGACUCUCGCAUGAAACACUUUAACACUAUAAGGGCGGCUCUCGAAUAUGUUGAGGAACGCAGCGGUGGUUCGACGGCUGCGAGCAAUACAAGCACGUGCGCGUGCAGCCCCGCGGCGUGCACGUGCCGUCGUGCGUCCACAUCUGCGCCCGCUCGGCCCGCGCUCGUCUUCGUGCACGCAGGCCUCUACCAGGAGGAGUGUCUUGCUAUUGAUUCGGAUAUACAGCUUGUCGGUUGUGCCCCCGGCAACGUAGCAGAAUCAGUGGUAUUGGAGCGCGAGGCCGAAUCGACUCUCACGUUCGCCGAGGGAGCCAACCGCGCGUACGCAGGCCAUAUGACACUGAAAUUCUCACCAGAUGCGACAAGCACUAUGCAGCACCACAAGCACUACUGUCUGGAGGUCUCCGACAACUGCUCACCCACCGUUGAUCAUUGUAUUAUUCGCAGUGCUAGUGUUGUUGGUGCAGCAGUGUGCGUGUCAGGCGCUGGCGCUAACCCGGUGAUCAAACACUGCGACAUCAGCGACUGCGAAAACGUCGGCCUCUACGUCACUGAUUACGCGCAGGGCGCGUAUCAAGACAAUGAGAUAUCACGUAACGCUCUUGCCGGUAUUUGGGUGAAGAACUUUGCGAAUCCAAUUAUGCGCAGAAACCACAUUCAUCACGGCCGAGAUGUUGGAAUAUUUACAUUUGAAAAUGGACUGGGCUACUUCGAAGCAAACGAUAUUCACAAUAACCGGAUCGCGGGUUUCGAAGUAAAGGCAGGUGCCAACCCUACCGUAGUCCAUUGUGAAAUACACCACGGACAAACCGGCGGUAUCUAUGUACAUGAAUCCGGUCUAGGCCAAUUCAUAGACAAUAAGAUACACUCGAAUAACUUCGCCGGUGUAUGGAUUACGUCUAACAGUAACCCCACUAUACGACGCAAUGAAAUAUAUAACGGGCAUCAGGGGGGCGUGUAUAUAUUCGGUGAAGGGCGUGGUCUGAUUGAGCAUAAUAAUAUCUAUGGAAACGCAUUGGCUGGUAUACAGAUUCGCACAAACAGUGACCCAAUAGUGAGGCACAAUAAAAUCCACCAUGGCCAGCACGGAGGCAUCUACGUGCACGAGAAGGGCCAGGGGCUCAUAGAGGAGAACGAAGUGUACGCGAACACGCUCGCCGGCGUAUGGAUCACUACUGGCUCUACGCCCGUAUUACGACGUAAUCGUAUACAUUCGGGGAAACAGGUCGGCGUAUACUUUUAUGAUAAUGGCCAUGGAAAAUUAGAAGAUAACGAUAUAUUUAAUCACUUAUAUUCGGGGGUUCAAAUAAGGACAGGAAGUAAUCCCGUGAUACGAGGUAACAAGAUAUGGGGUGGACAAAACGGAGGCGUUUUAGUGUAUAAUGGCGGACUUGGUUUAUUGGAACAAAAUGAAAUAUUCGAUAAUGCCAUGGCCGGUGUCUGGAUUAAGACAGAUUCUAAUCCCACCUUGAAGAGGAAUAAGAUUUUCGAUGGACGCGAUGGCGGGAUAUGCAUUUUUAAUGGUGGAAAGGGUAUACUAGAAGAGAAUGACAUAUUCCGUAACGCGCAAGCUGGCGUAUUAAUAUCCACCCAGAGCCACCCUGUACUUCGGCGUAACCGCAUCUUUGAUGGCUUAGCCGCGGGAGUCGAGAUCACUAACAACGCAACUGCCACGCUGGAGCACAACCAGAUAUUCAACAAUCGGUUUGGAGGUCUGUGUUUAGCAUCGGGUGUAUCACCGCUAGUACGCGGCAACAAGAUAUUCAGCAAUCAAGACGCUGUAGAGAAAGCAGUGGGAGGCGGACAGUGCUUGUACAAGAUAUCCUCAUAUACUUCCUUCCCAAUGCACGAUUUUUAUAGAUGCCAGACUUGCAACACAACGGAUCGCAACGCCAUAUGUGUCAAUUGCAUCAAAACGUGUCAUUCCGGACACGAUGUAGAAUUUAUACGCCACGACAGAUUUUUCUGCGACUGCGGCGCGGGCACAUUAUCCAACCAAUGCCAGCUGCAAGGCGAGCCAACUCAAGACACAGACACGUUAUACGAUUCCGCUGCUCCCAUGGAGUCACACACACUUAUGGUCAACUGAGCAACUCGCUGUUAUAUUGGUCACAAUUUUGCUUCAAUACUCCUAUAGAGGCCAACUAUGGGACGCCGUUAAAUUUAAAUAAACCCUUUUCACUUUUGAAGACUACUCUGUUCACUAUUUUAGUUACUUCGUGUUUGUCGAUCUAAAGAAAAAAAUGUCAAAAGUAAAAUUGUAUCGAUUCGUGUAAUUAGUUGUCUUCUAAAAGCAAAACAAUAUGUGAUUCAAUUUACACAAAUCCCAAUACAAACGGAAAAUUGAUCUUGAGCAUUGCCUUAAUGAAACUUAGUUUAAAGUCAUCGGAAGACAGUUUCAAAAUUGGUCAUGAAAAAAUCAAAUAAUGUAUGAUAAUGAGAUAGAAUUGUAAACGUUUAUUAUUAUUGAUUUAAGUACUAGGACUUUUACCAUCACUUUAUUAAAUUUGAUCACAAUGGAAGAGAUAUUGGAGAAGGGAAAUUUCACAAAUUAAAAUUGGCUAAAUAUAUGAAAUUUUGAUCGCGCCCUUAAGCCCAGCGAAGGAAUUGAAAUGAUUCUGUGAUGUGCUCAGUUGCGAAGUUCUCAGUUGUACAUACAAUUCAUCGAUAUUCGGCCCUUCUGUUAAUAUAAUCUAAAGUAAAUUAUAAAAGCAAUUUACUAAAAUAUCACCAGGUUAAUAAUAUGAAUUUGUGAAGGAAUUUCUCUCACCAGCCUCCAUUUUUAUUUUAAACGACUUUGAAAUUUUAUACUCGACUUAGCAGAAGGGCCGAAUAAUGGAAACCUAAAUUUAAGUCAAUGAAUGUCGCUAUAGCUAUUAUUUUUAUUAGCUAAAACUAUAACACAUUUGCCGAGUCGCUGUUACACAAACGGUUGUGCCCUAGCGUUUCAUACUCUAAUUGUUAAACUAGACACGAUAUACAGGGGAAACAGAACAAUUUUCCCCUGAAAAAUAUUCAGGGGAAUAUUGUUCUCUUCUGUACGUAAUAUAAUGGUCAUUGAUUGUCGCUACGCUAUGUAAUAUGUAGGUGUUAUCAUCGGUACUUAAUUAUGUAUUUCCUCAUAGUAUCGUGCAUUUCCAAAUUGUAAUCAUACAUAAUCUCAAUCACGUUGAUAUUUAGAAUAUUUGUUUGUUUUAUAAGAUGUACUGAUAGCGAUUUAUAUAUAGGUGUACGGUAGAAUCAUGGGAGAUUUUUAUUUUAUUUUUAAUCGGAGAGUUACGUUUGUGAAAGUAUUAGCGAAUCGACCCGGUCAGGAUAGCCGGUUUUACGAAGGAUUUUCUUUUUACAUUUGACGAUAACGGGAGCAUUUAUUUUUGGCUUUCCUGACGCCGAGGUUUCUGCCGGUUUUAGUUAAUAAAAAUAUCGUAUUAGCGAGAAUGGCGCGUCGGAGCUCGAAGGCCGACGCGCCGUGCUUUGUAAAUAUUUGUCACACAAUAAUCGAAAUGUAGUUAUUAAUGUAUUUGUAUCAUUAUAUUUUUAUUAUUGAUCACAAUAUGUAUGUCUAAUUAUAACGUAUUACGUACGAUACGCUCAGACUGGCGCACGCAGCUAGUGUACAUUAGACACGAAGGAUUGUGCGCAGUUGUGAAAAGAUCUUAGGUACAAUUGUUAAUUUAAAGUAUUGAUAUGCCGCGUGCGACGGAGUGCCGGUAGCGAUAAGUUAAUCGAAUAAGCUAUGAAAAAUCUAAAUUACUCUGUAAUCACUAUUCGCAAGUUUCCAAUCGUUAAAUCGUCUCCAUAGCACGGUAUGUUCUGAAUCUGCUUUUUUAUAAUUCUCAAUCUGUGAUCAUCGCUAAAUGUUUAAGAGGAAAUAAUUUAGUUCAUCACGUACAGAAUUUAUAUGACAUUGUAAUCAAAAUUAUUGUGGCGGCUUAUUGUAAUUGAAUGUGAAAUUAUUUAUUGUCAGUAUGUUCUUAAUUUAUUUAAUAAUCCGGAUAUUAUGUUUAUUGAGAAACCACUGUAAAAGCCGUGAUAUACAUCAUAUACUAUUAUA